AUGCUAUCCAACAUCGUCCUAGGCGUCAAGCUCCUCGGAGCGCUGUUCUCCCUCCUCCCCAAAAAACUACACCUCCUCCUCGCCCAGCGCAUCCACCGUCUCACCUACCGCGCAGUCGAGAAUCCUCGCAACGUCGUCGUGAUCGGCGCCCCUUUCGCCGGAUACCACGCCGCACGAUGUCUGGCGAACUCACUGCCUACAGGCUACCGGGUGGUCAUCAUCGAGAAACACAGCCAUUUCCGGCUGACAUGGGUGUUGCCGCGGUUCAGCGUCGUCCCAGGGCACGCGCACAAGGCCUUUAUUCCCUACGGGCCGUAUCUGGAUUCGGCGCCGGCUGGCUCUUACCAGUGGAUCCAGGGUACGGUGCAGACGAUUAUCCCAGAAAAAGACGGCAGUGGAACGGUGGAGCUGGCGUCCGGAGAAUCAGUACACUACGAAUACUUGGGGCGGUAUCCGGAGAAGAACGUUACGCUAGUGCAUUCGCGGGAUCGCCUGUUGAAUGCACGGUUUGGGCGGAAGCUCGGAGAGGCUGCGUUGAAGGAGUUGACGGGCCUCGGGGUGAAGGUGCGACUUGGGGAGAGGGUCGUGAAAGAGGGUGACCAAGCUGUGGAGUUGCGGUCGGGCGAGUCUAUUCCCUGUGAUUACUUGGUCAACUGUGUCGGACAAAGACCGAACUCCGGCUUGAUUGAAGCCUUGUCUGCAGAGUCGGUUUCCGAGUCAGGACACAUCAAGGUGCAGCCGACGCUGCAGAUUGCAGGACCGCUCUUCACCCGAACCUACGCAGCAGGAGAUGUGAUCGAGUCGGAUGGCGUGAAGAACGCACGCGGAGCUAUCGAACAGGCUGAGGUGGUCGCUGAGAACAUUGUGCGCGCGGUUAAUUCGCGAAAGCAGAUUGAAUAUCACGUACGCUGGUGGGAGGGCAUGACCCGAUUGUCGGUGGGACUGAAUAAAGUAGUGGUCUGGAUGAGCGAUGGGUCAACCGAGACGACCAUGGCGAUGAAGAGCCCUCGCGAAGACAUGGAGAGCGCAGAAGUGUGGAAGUAUUUUGGACUGAAGCCGUUUGAGGAGAAGAGCUAUCUCUAG
Messenger RNA from Aspergillus terreus NIH2624, 1083 nucleotides. RefSeq lists its product as uncharacterized. Gene Ontology annotation, molecular function: flavin adenine dinucleotide binding; electron-transferring-flavoprotein dehydrogenase activity. The transcript has 4 exons. NCBI's taxonomy places the organism in Eukaryota, Fungi, Ascomycota, Eurotiomycetes, Eurotiales, Aspergillaceae. Gene Ontology annotation, cellular component: cytoplasm. Bases 1 to 1083 code for a protein of 360 amino acids. The record is from RefSeq and is a predicted model, not a curated record.